AGUGCUGAGUGGUUAACAGUGUGACCUGGUUGUGUGAAUCAUUUGCACUUGCUGUCAUUGUGACACCGUGACCUCAUGUACAUGGGUCCCUCUCCAGUAUCCCCACAACUGAACAUCCUCAGAGGCAUGGAGUGUGAGUGACAAACACCUGUCACCAUGCAGGAAUCUGCCAGCUCCUUGGCAAUGGAUGGCUACUGUAGCAACGUGCCAGCUUUCCUAACCAAGCUGUGGACAUUAGUGGAGGAUCCUGAAACCAACCAUCUUAUCUGUUGGAGUGUGAAUGGGACCAGUUUCCAUGUGUUUGACCAGGGCCGGUUUGCCAAAGAGGUAUUACCCAAGUAUUUCAAGCACAACAACAUGGCCAGUUUUGUGAGGCAGCUCAACAUGUAUGGGUUCAGGAAAGUGGUGAAUAUUGAGCAGGGUGGCCUGGUGAAACCGGAACGAGAUGACACUGAAUUUCAGCAUCUGUACUUCCUGCAGGGACAUGAGCACCUUCUAGAACACAUCAAAAGAAAGGUUUCCGUAGUGAAGAACGAGGAGACAAAACUUAGGCAUGAGGAUGUCAGCAGGCUUCUGUAUGAGCUUCAGACCCUACGAGGACAACAGGAAAGCAGCGAGUGUCAGAUGCAAGACAUGAAGCAGCACAAUGAGGUGCUGUGGCGUGAGGUUGUCUCGCUCAGACAGAACCACUUACAACAGCAGAAGAUAAUAAACAAGUUAAUGCAGUUUCUAUUUGGACAGCUACCUCCAGGACCCACCAGCGCUGGGAUAAAGCGAAAGAUGCCACUAAUGUUGGAUGAUGGAAACUCUACCCUCCCACUGACUAAAUUCAGUCGGCACUUGCCAGUAGAUGCUCUGCAUGAUCCUUAUUACAUCCAGUCGCAAACAAUGGGAUCUACAUCAGCUCUGAACAGCCCUGCUCUUAGUGCCGGCCCAAUAAUAUCAGAUGUGACAGAUGCUCCACCCACUAAUGCAGUUGAAGCUUCACAUUCUUCAGAAGGAGAACGGGGUAAGUGCUUGCUGAUGAUUAAGGAGGAGCCCAUCAGUCCCAGUAUCAAUGGGUCAGCAGGGCAGGAUGUGUCACUAAACAACUGUAACAUUUGCACAGAUCCACCUGUCCUCCCAGUUGCAAUGGUUCAGUCUAUAUUGGAAGGAAAGGAAAGCUGCAGCCCCCCUCAGAUGUCAACAUCCCAGCUGAUUGAGGGGCAGACUAGAAGAAAUCCACAGGAGAGGCCUGAGAUGUCAGAUUCCUUGGAUGGAUCUGAGGUCAGUUUGGAGGGAUUGCAAUUACUGCUGAGGAGUCAGCAAUACAACAUGGACUCUGCUGCUGUCCUAGAUGUGUUCAGCUCUGGUCUGUGUGUGAGUGAGUGGAGUCUUUCAAAUGUGGACACAAGUUUAUCACCGAUGCAGCAACUUGCCAUAAAUUUAGAGAAAAGUGUUUCUGAGCAUCAACCAAAGGGAUUGAAUAUACAAUAUGCCAUCCCUUGUCCAGAUGAAAUGGCUAAUAUGGCAGCAUCCUCUUCCCUAUUUGCUGCCGAAGAAAACGCUGUGUCCUACCUCUCUUCAGGGACCCUUGCAGAUGAGUCUUCCUUGAAUUUGCAGCAACCACAUGAGCAGAAUGAGUGAUGCAUUUAUAGUGACACAUUCCUCUGUCUCACAUUUACAGCCUUCAUGAACUGCAUGUUAAAGAGUGUAAAUACACCUGCUGCAAUGUAUACAUCGCUGGAUUUAUAGAAAGGCAUGUUCAGCGGCAGUUGCCGUGUCUAUAGAGGGGAGAAUUUUACUGUAUGUACAUGAUGCAAACCCUAUCAAAGUCCUAAAUUUGUUCCUAGGUAAGGGGCUACAGAUGGAUUCAGUAACAGAAAUUGUUUAAGGGAAACAAGCACUGCUUGGUGCUUAGAAUAUUGCUGCAUAUUUUAUUUAAGGUAUACAAGUGCAAUAUUGAUUACAAUGAUUAUUUAUAUGUACAUAAUUGUAUAUUAUAUUAUUAUUAAGAAUGUUAUUUUUUUGCAGUUCUAUUUUAUGCUUAAGAAUGAAAUCAUAAUGCAUAAACUUAAGAGAAAAAUCUGAAGCUAUAUGUUCAGGUUAUACAGUAUAUAUCUGUACAACUAUAUAAUUCUUUAUACAGACCUCCUAUUCAGCAUGUUUAUUCAGCUUUUGCACAUACCCCAAUGGGAAUUCUAGUUUAGCAAGGCCUGCAUGGUCCUCCAGCCUCCUCUUACAUUUACUCUUAACUGCUUGCAUAUUCGCUAAUAGAUUUCUAAUGUGCAUACAGUAACUUUUCUUACUUGUCUUUUGACAUAUCAACACAUUCUUACGGUAUGCACUGAUGGCCCUGGGAGUUGAAAAGGACAAGUCUGAAAAUUGAUUUGCUAUU
Xenopus laevis (African clawed frog) is the source of this 2377-nucleotide messenger RNA. It is a transcript of the gene hsf4.S, whose product is annotated as heat shock factor protein 4. The record is from RefSeq and is a predicted model, not a curated record. The transcript has 13 exons. Gene Ontology annotation, biological process: regulation of DNA-templated transcription. Bases 157 to 1626 code for a protein of 489 amino acids. Lineage: Eukaryota; Metazoa; Chordata; Amphibia; Anura; Pipidae. Gene Ontology annotation, cellular component: nucleus. Gene Ontology annotation, molecular function: sequence-specific DNA binding; DNA-binding transcription factor activity; DNA binding.